AUGGCGGAUCAACGCAUCGAUGUGCUAUUCUACCAUACUUCGUCUGACUGGAUCUACCAGGACCCGAAUCUCCACAUCCUGAAAGAAUCCGAGGCAACUCAGGAUUUCGAGUCCGAUACAACAUCUAUCGCUUCGCAAAUUGCCAAAGGCCGCAUAGAAAAUGGCCGCAGAUACCAGGCAUUGAAAGAUGAUGUCUACUGGAGCCCUUCAGAUGAACAACAAUUCGAAGCCUUCGAACUUGGGCAUAUGGUAUGCAUCAUGCUAGACUACCAUCGACCCAACCCUCUAUUCUCGGCUCCAAUCGGUGACAACCCUAAGCACAUUCUCGAUGUUGGAACUGGCAAAGGAAAUUGGGCUAUAGAUGUCGCAGAUCAAUAUCCGGAAGCAACUGUUCGCGGGACGGACCUCUUCCCUCCUCCGGUGACCUGGGUGCCCCCCAACUGCUUGUUUGAAGUCGACGAUAUUCAAAAAGAAUGGACGUGGAAAGAACCCUUUGAUCUGAUCCAUCUACGCCAAAUGCUUGGAUCAUUCACCCCGGAAGGAUGGAAAGGAUUAUAUCAACAAUGCUUCAAUAACCUAGCGCCCGGUGGCUGGAUCGAACAAAUCGAAUUUGAUGUCCGAGUGAGAAGUGAUGACGGAUCUUUGCCACCAGAUAGCGUUCUGGCUGGCUGGGGUGAUAACUUCAUUGGCUGUGCUGAAAGAGCUGGCCGAUCCCUGACAACCCAGGAGACAAUGCGAGCUUCUAUCGAGGCGGCCGGUUUUGUCGAUGUGCAUGAGCGCUUGUACAAGGUGCCCAUGGGUCCCUGGGCGAAGGAUAAGGUACUCAAGGAGGUUGGUCUGCUUAACCUGCAGCACUGGAAGUCCGGUCUGGAGGGAUAUGCCAUGUGGCUGCUGACAAAGUUCGGCGCGCCGGCUCCAUGGACCAAGGAGGAGGUUGAGGUCUAUCUGGUUAACGUGCGGAAGGAAUUGAAGGAUAACCGUAUCCAUGCUUACGGAUAUGCCCGGCGAGUGUGGGCAAGGAAGCCGAGGGAUGACCACAUGAUCCAGACUCUGGCCAAAGCUAAGCAGCCAUCGGAAUGA
Molecule: messenger RNA, 1080 nt
Organism: Penicillium daleae
Lineage: Eukaryota; Fungi; Ascomycota; Eurotiomycetes; Eurotiales; Aspergillaceae
Product: class I SAM-dependent methyltransferase
Exons: 11
Coding region: 1-1080 (359 amino acids)
Molecular function (GO): methyltransferase activity
Source: RefSeq, a predicted model, not a curated record